AUGUCGGACCAGGCCCCAUCCCCUCCGAGCCCGCCACCUUCGCACUGGGAACCCAUCGACGACCGCCUCCUAGAGGAAAUAUACGCCGCGGACCAGGCAAUCUACCCAGCCCCCCUCCUGACCUAUGAGCGCCUGAAGAGCUGGGCCGCCGCCUGCCCGGAGUUGUGCAUCUGCCUGCGCCGGCACGGCUCCGAGCCCCCGGCACAGGGCGUGGUCAUCGUGCUCCCGGUGAGGGAGGAGUAUUGGGGGUGUCUCGUCGCAGGCGAGCUGAGGGAGCAUGAUGUCAAACCCAGGCACAUGUUUCCUCCUAAUGUGGCUGCUGCUUCUGCUGUUGGCGCUCAUGUUUAUUCCGAGAAGGUGAAGGUUGGGCUACACGUGUUCCAUGUCGAGCGGUAUUCUCCCUCCUCCGCAGGGGAUGGCAGGAGGAGGAUGCCCCCGUUCACCCCGGCCGCGCUGGAGGAGAUUCGGUCCCGCGUCUGUGAGAGGUUCCCCUCGUGGGAGGUUGUGGGAUACUCCGCCCUGACCGCCACCCCGGAGGGCAACAUGGCUUUCAGGCGGCUCGGCUUUACGUCUAGAUACGUCGAGGCUAAGGCUGACGGCGACGAGGCCGAGAUGCUGGUGCGUGAGGGCAACGACACAUUCAUCCCGUUGUAG
Diaporthe citri is the source of this 654-nucleotide messenger RNA. RefSeq lists its product as uncharacterized. The transcript is spliced from 2 exons. NCBI's taxonomy places the organism in Eukaryota, Fungi, Ascomycota, Sordariomycetes, Diaporthales, Diaporthaceae. The record is from RefSeq and is a predicted model, not a curated record. The coding region runs from base 1 to 654 and encodes 217 amino acids.